Molecule: messenger RNA, 5601 nt
Organism: Puma concolor (puma)
Lineage: Eukaryota; Metazoa; Chordata; Mammalia; Carnivora; Felidae
Source: RefSeq, a predicted model, not a curated record
GAGGAUCUGGAGGCCCCCAAGACUCACCACUUCAAGGUGAAGACCUUCAAGAAGGUGAAGCCCUGUGGUAUCUGCCGACAGGCCAUCACCCGGGAGGGUUGCACCUGCAAAGUCUGCAGCUUCUCCUGUCAUCGGAAAUGCCAGGCCAAGGUGGCUGCCCCCUGCAUUCCUCCAUCCAACCAUGAACUGGUGCCCAUCAACCCUGAGAAUGCCCCGAAGAAUGUAGCCGACACGGGAGAAGGAGCUUUCCGGGGUGGAAACACACGGAAAAGCCUUGAGGAAGACGGCUCCAGCAGAGUCACCCCGAGUGUCCAGCCCCACCCCCAGCCACCCCCUUCUGCCUACUGUGUCUCCAGAAACAUGAGUCUGAGCCGGACCACGGAGGACAGCUGUGAGCUGGACCUGGUGUAUGUCACAGAGAGGAUCAUCGCCGUCUCCUUCCCCAGCACAGCCAACGAGGAGAACUUUCGGAGCAACCUCCGAGAGGUGGCCCAGAUGCUCAAGUCCAAACAUGGAGGCAGCUACCUGCUUUUCAACCUCUCUGAGCGGAGGCCUGACAUCACAAAGCUCCACGCCAAGGUCCUGGAAUUUGGCUGGCCUGACCUCCACACUCCAGCCCUAGAGAAGAUCUGCAGCGUCUGCAAGGCCAUGGACACUUGGCUCAAUGCAGACCCUCACAAUGUCGUCGUUCUGCACAAUAAGGGAAACCGAGGCAGGAUAGGUGUUGUCAUCGCGGCUUACAUGCACUACAGCAACAUUUCUGCCAGCGCCGAUCAGGCCCUGGACCGGUUUGCAAUGAAGCGAUUCUAUGAGGAUAAGAUUGUGCCCAUUGGUCAGCCAUCCCAGAGAAGGUACGUGCACUAUUUCAGUGGCCUGCUCUCUGGCUCCAUCAAAAUGAACAACAAGCCCUUGUUUCUGCACCACGUGAUCAUGCAUGGCAUCCCCAACUUCGAGUCUAAAGGAGGGUGUCGGCCGUUUCUCCGGAUCUACCAGGCCAUGCAGCCUGUCUACACAUCUGGCAUCUACAAUGUCCAAGGAGACAGCCAGACCAGCAUCUGCAUCACCAUCGAGCCUGGCCUGCUCUUGAAGGGAGAUAUCUUGCUGAAGUGCUACCACAAGAAGUUUCGGAGCCCAGCCCGAGAUGUCAUCUUCCGUGUGCAGUUCCACACCUGUGCCAUCCAUGACCUCGGGGUUGUUUUUGGGAAGGAAGACCUUGAUGAUGCCUUCAAAGAUGAUCGAUUUCCAGAAUAUGGCAAAGUGGAAUUUGUAUUUUCUUAUGGACCAGAGAAAAUUCAAGGCAUGGAACACCUGGAGAACGGGCCGAGUGUGUCCGUGGACUAUAACACCUCUGACCCCCUCAUCCGCUGGGAUUCCUAUGACAACUUCAAUGGGCAUCGAGAGGAUGGCAUGGAGGAGGUGGUGGGACACACUCAGGGGCCUCUGGACGGGAGCCUGUAUGCCAAGGUGAAGAAGAAGGACUCCCUGCACGGCAGCACCGGAGCCGUCAAUGCCACGCGUCCUGUCCUGUCGGCCACCCCCAACCACGUAGAGCACACCCUCUCCGUGAGCAGUGACUCCGGCAACUCCACAGCCUCCACCAAGACAGACAAGACCGAUGAGCCUGCCCCUGGCCCCUCCAGUGCCCCUGCUGCCCUGAGUCCUGAGGAGAAGCGGGAGCUGGACCGUCUGCUCAGCGGCUUCGGCGUAGAGAGAGAGAAGCAAGGCGCCAUGUACCAUACCCAGCAUCUCCGGUCCCGCCCAGCGGGGGGCCCUGCCGUGCCCUCCCCUGGCCGCCAUGUCGUCCCGGCCCAGGUUCACGUCAACGGUGGGGCCUUGGCAUCUGAGCGGGAGACGGACAUCCUGGAUGACGAGUUGCCCAACCAGGAUGGGCACAGCGUGGGCAGCAUGGGCACACUGUCCUCCCUGGAUGGGGUCACCAACACCAGUGAGGGGGGCUACCCAGAGGCCCUGUCCUCACUGACCAACGGUCUGGACAAGCCCUAUCCCGCGGAACCUAUGGUCAACGGUGGGGGCUACGCCUAUGAGUCCGCCAGCCGGUCGGUGCCUGCCCACGCUGGCCACACGGCCCCCAUGCGGCCCUCCUACUCCGCACAGGAGGGUUUAGCCGGCUACCAGCGGGAGGGGCCCCACCCAGCCUGGCCGCAGCCAAUGACCACCUCCCACUAUGGCCAUGACCCCAGCGGUAUGUUCCGCUCUCAGUCCUUUCCAGAAACCGAGCCCCAGUUGCCCCCAGCUCCGGCCCGGGGGGGCAGCAGCCGGGAGGCUGUGCAGAGGGGCCUGAAUUCCUGGCAGCAGCAGCAGCAGCAGCAGCAGCAGCAACAGCAGCAGCAGCCACAGCAGCAGCAGCAGCAGCAGCCUCGUCCCCCUCCUCGCCAGCAGGAUAGAGUCUACUUGGAGAGUCUCGGGCCCAGUAGGCCCAGCCCCCAGCCGCUGGCAGAGACCCCCAUCCCCGGCCUCCCUGAGUUCCCAAGAGCAGCCUCCCAGCAGGAGAUCGAGCAGUCCAUCGAAACACUCAACAUGCUCAUGCUGGAUUUGGAACCGACGGCCGCUGCCCCCCUGCACAAGUCCCAGAGUGUCCCAGGGGCCUGGCCAGGGGCUUCCCCGCUGUCCUCCCAGCCUCUCUCCGGCUCCUCCUGUCAGCCCCAUCCACUGACCCAGUCCAGAUCUGGCUACAUCCCCAGUGGGCAUUCUUUGGGAGCCCCUGAGCCGGCCCCACGGGCUUCCCUGGAGUCCUUCCCCCCUGGCAGGGCUUACUCACCUUACGAUUAUCAGCCGUGUCCAGGUGGGCCCAACCAGAGUUUCCGUCCAAAGAGCCCAGCCUCCUCCUCCUCGUCUGCCUUCCUUCCAACUACCCAUAGCCCUCCAGGGCCUCAGCAGCCCCCAGCCUCUCUCCCUGGCCUCACUGCUCAGCCUCAGCUCCCACCAAAGGAGGUGACUUCAGACCCCUCCCGCACUCCAGAAGAGGAGCCACUGAACCUGGAGGGGCUGGUGGCCCACCGGGUAGCAGGGGUGCAGGCUCGGGAGAAGCAGCCUGCAGAACCCCCAGCCCCUCUCCGGAGGCGGGCAGCCAGCGAUGGACAGUAUGAGAACCAGUCUCCAGAACCCGCGUCUCCCCGUAGCCCUGGGGUCCGUUCCCCUGUCCAGUGCGUCUCCCCCGAGCUGGCUCUCACCAUCGCCCUCAAUCCUGGAGGGCGGCCCAAAGAGCCCCAUCUGCACAGCUACAAGGAAGCCUUUGAGGAGAUGGAGGGAGCCUCCCCGACCAGCCCACCACCCGGCGGGGUGCGCUCCCCUCCAGGUCUGGCCAAGACACCCCUGUCGGCUCUUGGCCUGAAACCCCACAACCCAGCGGACAUCCUGUUGCACCCUACCGGUGUCACCAGAAGACUGAUCCAGCCAGAGGAGGAUGAGGGGAAGGUGGUGACAGAGCUUCCCAAAGAGCCCCGGAGCUACGUGGAGUCGGUGGUGAGGACGGCAGUGGCUGGGCCCCGAACUCAGGACCCGGAGCCUAAGAGCUUUAGCGCCCCACCUGUCCAGGCCUAUAGCCACGAGAUGCCCCUGAGGAACGGGACCCUGGGAAGCUCCUUUGUCUCCCCAAGCCCCCUCUCCACCAGCAGCCCCAUCCUCAGUGCUGACAGCACUUCAGUGGGGAGUUUCCCCUCAGGGGAAAGCAGCGACCAGGGUCCCCGGACACCUACCCAGCCUUUGCUGGGUUCCGGCUUCCGUUCCGGCAGCCUGGGACAGCCUAGCCCUUCGGCCCAGAGAAGCUCCCAGAGCUCUUCUCCUCUCCCGACCGUGGGCAGCAGCUACAGCAGCCCCGACUACUCACUACAGCAGUUCAGCUCCCCAGAAAGCCAGGCGCGGGCUCAGUUCACCGUGGCCGGUGUCCACACGGUACCUGGGAGCCCUCAGGCGCGCCACAGGACAGUGGGCACCAACACUCCCCCCAGUCCUGGCUUCGGCCGCCGGGCCAUCAACCCCAGCAUGGCUGCCCCCAGUAGCCCCAGUUUGAGCCACCGCCAGGUGAUGGGUCCAGCGGGAACUGGUUACCAUGGUAGUGCAGUCUCCAGCCCCCAGAGCAGUACAGCGACCACCCCAGGAAGCCCCAGCCUGGGCCGGCACCCCGGGGCCCACCAGGUUUCAGGCCUCCACGGCAGUGUGGCCACUACUCCGGGAAGCCCCAGUCUGGGCCGGCACCCUGGGGCCCACCAAGGCAACCUGGCCUCCGGCCUCCACGGCAAUGCAGUAGCCAGCCCUGGAAGCCCCAGCCCGGGCCGGCACCUGGGAGGGCCUGGAUCCGUGAUUCCUGGCAGCCCCAGCUUGGACCGGCACGCGGCCUAUGGCGGCUAUUCCACCCCCGAGGACCGGAGACCCACGCUGUCCCGGCAGAGCAGUGCCUCUGGUUACCAGGCUCCCUCUACGCCCUCCUUCCCUGUGUCCCCUGCCUACUACCCGGGCCUCAGCAGCCCCGUCACCUCCCCGUCGCCGGAUCCGGCAGCCUUCCGGCAAGGGAGCCCGACGCCAGCCCUGCCCGAGAAGCGGAGGAUGUCCGUGGGAGACCGAGCAGGCAGCCUCCCCAACUAUGCCACUGUCAACGGGAAGGUGUCCUCCUCGCCCGUGGCCAGCGGCAUGUCCAGCCCCAGCGGGGGCAGCACCGUCUCCUUCUCCCACACUUUGCCCGACUUCUCCAAGUACUCCAUGCCAGACAACAGCCCCGAGACACGGGCUAAAGUGAAGUUCGUCCAGGACACUUCCAAGUAUUGGUACAAGCCUGAGAUCUCCAGAGAGCAGGCCAUCGCUCUCCUUAAGGACCAGGAGCCAGGGGCCUUCAUCAUCCGCGACAGCCACUCCUUCCGAGGGGCCUACGGGCUGGCCAUGAAGGUGUCAUCUCCUCCUCCGACCGUCGUGCAGCAGAAUAAAAAAGGGGACAUGACCCACGAGCUGGUGAGACAUUUCCUGAUAGAGACUGGCCCCAGAGGAGUCAAGCUCAAGGGAUGCCCCAAUGAGCCAAACUUCGGGUCUCUCUCUGCCCUGGUCUACCAGCAUUCCAUCAUCCCACUGGCUCUGCCCUGUAAGCUGGUCAUUCCAAACCGAGACCCCACAGAUGAAUCGAAAGAUAGCUCAGGCCCUGCCAACUCAACCACUGACCUGCUGAAGCAAGGGGCAGCCUGCAACGUGCUCUUCGUCAACUCUGUGGACAUGGAAUCACUCACUGGGCCACAGGCCAUCUCCAAAGCCACUUCUGAGACUCUGGCUGCUGACCCCACACCAGCUGCCACCAUCGUUCACUUCAAAGUUUCUGCCCAGGGAAUCACACUGACUGACAACCAGAGAAAGCUCUUCUUCAGACGACACUACCCCCUCAACACUGUCACCUUCUGUGACCUGGAUCCACAGGAGAGAAAGUGGAUGAAGACAGAAGGAGGUGCCCCUGCUAAGCUCUUCGGCUUCGUGGCCCGGAAACAGGGCAGCACCACCGACAAUGCCUGCCACCUCUUCGCUGAGCUUGACCCCAACCAGCCCGCCUCCGCCAUCGUCAACUUUGUCUCCAAGGUCAUGCUGAGUGCCGGCCAGAAGAGAUGA